Messenger RNA from Limulus polyphemus (Atlantic horseshoe crab), 4148 nucleotides. Its product is annotated as major vault protein-like. Lineage: Eukaryota; Metazoa; Arthropoda; Merostomata; Xiphosura; Limulidae. The record is from RefSeq and is a predicted model, not a curated record. The transcript is spliced from 16 exons. Gene Ontology annotation, cellular component: cytoplasm; nucleus. The coding region runs from base 352 to 2964 and encodes 870 amino acids.
AAGAGAAUGUUUCUGUGAGGUUACGAAAUAGCUACUCUGUGCACCCCGAGAUCCGUUGAUAACCGGUAUAUUGCACUCUUUGUUGCAAUGUUAUCGAUUUUCUUUUGAUUGUUGUGAAACAGAAACAACUAUGUUAUACAGUAAGCUUUUGCUUAUCAGUAACGAAGGAAAGUAACUGUACUUACCAGAUUUGGACUGAUUGUGAUAUAAUACUAAUAGUAUAGUACUGUAUGAUACAGCGUAUGAACAAAUUAUUUUCUUUAGGCUGAAUAAUAUUAAUAAGAGAGGGAUCAGAAAAUAAAAUUAAAAAGUAGAGAAUUUCAAUAGUUUUUGUCCACAAUUUUUGCUGAGAUGGCUGGAUCAAAAGUGAAUCAAAAGGGGCAGUCUGAUGAUAGUAGCAUUUAUCGUAUUCCACCAUUUUACUACCUCCAUGUUCUAGACCAGACAUCAAAUGUAACAAGAGUAGAAGUUGGACCACAAACUUACAUUAGGAAAGAUAAUGAAAGGGUAAUUCUUGGUCCUGAUAAAAUGGUAAUAGUACCACCACGCCACUACUGUGUCAUACAAAACCCUGUUGUGCGUGGAGAUGAUCAUUCAAUACAGUAUGAUGCAGCUGGCCUAGUUAAGCUGCAACAUGCAGACCUGGAAAUUAGAUUGGAGCAAGAACCAUUUCCUCUAUACCCUGGAGAAAUCCUACACUUGGAUGUUACACUUCUGAAAGUUGUGCCGUCAAACACAGCCCUUAGAUUACAGGCACUGAGAGAUUUUGAAGAUAGUAAUGACAAGAAAGUUGCUGGCGAUGAAUGGUUAUUCGAAGGACCAGGGACCUACAUUCCUCGUAAGGAAGUUGUAGUUUUGGAAACAGUGAAAGCUUGUGUUAUUAAACCAAACCAGGCCCUUAAACUUCGUGCUCGCACAGAGACAAGAGAUCGAGAUGGUAAAAUGAGGUUCUGUGGAGAAGAAUGGCUAGUCAGGAAAACAGGUGCUUACUUACCAGGUGCCUAUGAAGAAAUUGUAGAAAUUGUUGAUGCCUAUGUUCUGACAGAAAAGGAAGCAGUACAUGUGAGAGCAACCAGAACUUUCCAGGAUGACCUAGGCGUAACAAGGAAGAAUGGAGAAGAGUGGUUGGUUAAGAUGUCAGACACAGAAACUUACAUUCCAGGGGUUUAUGAACAAGUAGUUGGGGUUGUGCCAAUUACAACAUUGUCUAAUCGCCAGUAUUGUGUCAUACUUGAUCCUGUUGGUGAAGAUGGGAAGCCACAACUUGGUCAAAAAAAGUUGGUUAAGGGUGAAAUAUCUUUCUUUCUGAUGCCAAAUGAAAAGCUAGAAAAUGGUAUUCAAGAUAUAAAUGUCAUGGGAGAAGAUGAAGGACUAAUCCUGAGAGCAAGGGAGUCUUUUUUAGAUGACACCAUUCAACCAGCUGUUAAGAGAAACCCUGGUGACAAAUGGAUGAUCCGUGGCCCUGUUGAGUACAUUCCACCAACCGAAGUAGAAGCUAUUAUCAAGCGAUAUUCCAUUCCCCUUGAUGAGAACGAAGGAAUCUAUGUUAGAAACAUCAAAACUGGACGAGUAAGAGCAGUAUGUGGAGAGACAUACAUGUUAAAUCAAGAUGAAGAGUUGUGGCCUAAAGAGCUGCCUUCUGUAGUUGAGGAUCUUCUGUCAGGCUACAAGGACCCUUUAGCUGACAGAGGUGACUGGAACAAGCGAUCCACAGCUGUUGGCUUAGCACAACCAAUUUCUCAAGCUCGUGAAAAGACCAGGGUAGUAACACUUAGGGUACCUCACAAUGCUGCUGUUCAAGUAUAUGAUUACAAAGAAAAAAAGGCUAGGGUUGUGUUUGGACCAGACUUAGUUAUGCUAGGACCUGAUGAACAGUUUACCCAACUUAGCUUGUCUGGUGGGAAACCUAAACGUCCUAACGUGAUUCGUUCUCUCUGUCUAUUGCUUGGUCCAGACUUUUGCACUGACAUUAUUACUGUUGAAACAGCUGACCAUGCUCGUCUUCAGCUGCAGUUGGCAUAUAAUUGGCAUUUUGAGUUUGGUAAUAAGAGCCCUGAGUCAGCUACCAAGCUCUUUAGUGUUCCAGACUUUGUGGGAGACUUGUGUAAGGCUCUGGCUUCUCGGAUUAGGGGAGCUGUAGCUAGUGUCUGCUUUGAUGAUUUUCAUAAGAACUCUGUAAGAAUAAUUCGACUAGCUGUUUUUGGGCAGGAUGAGAACCAAAAAAUUAGAAAUCAGUUUUCUUUUCCUCAAAACAACCUUGUUAUCACUAGUGUGGACAUUCAAAGUGUAGAACCUGUGGAUCAGAGAACAAGGGAUUCACUGCAGAAGUCAGUGCAACUGGCCAUUGAGAUUACUACUCAGUCUCUCGAAGCUACUGCUAGGCAUGAGGCAGAAAGACGUGAGCAAGAAGCAAAGGGUCGUCUUGAAAGACAGAAGAUUACAGAUGAGGUAGAAGCAGAACAUUCCCGAAAAGAACUGUUAGAGCUACAAGCUUCUAGCAUGAUUGUAGAAAGCUGUGGACAAGCUAAAGCAGAGGCCCAGAGCCGAGCAGAGGCUCAGCGAAUUGAAGGUGAAGCUGCAGUUGAGCAAGCCAAAUUAAAAGCUGAAGCCAUGAAAAUUGAAGCUGAGACAGAACUGGAACGAUUAACUCAAGCUCGGACAGCUGAGAUUCAUUACCUUCGGGAACAGAACCGGUUAGAAGUGUUAAAAGCUCAAGAAAUUACAGAUAUUGAGACUCAGAAAUUCAAAAAUAUAGUUGAUUCUCUAGGAUCAGAAACCAUCCGUUCCAUUGCUUUGGCAGGUCCAGAACUGCAGGUGAAGCUGUUGCAAGGACUUGGUAUCAAGUCAACUUUAAUUACAGACGGGAUGACUCCUCUCAACCUUUUCUCUACAGCAAAAGGUCUUCUUGGAAUUACAUCUUCUAAAGCUCUUGAGGAGUCAUCUAAGGGGGAAGAGGACACUUAAAAGUACUCUGCAAAGUAAACACUUAAAAGGUUGGAACUGUUUUUGUAUCCAGAUUUCUGAAGAACAUCCACACCUAUUAUAGAUUUCACAUAGCUAAUUGUGUGUGUGUAAUUUGAAUAUGCAAUUAUUUCAUUCUAAAAUAGUUUAAUAUAAAUUAUUAACUGUUGUGUUUUAACUAAUGUUUUAUUACAUCAAUUAAAUUCCUUUAUCAGUUAACAAAGGAGUGCAUUUAGCAUUAAGGGUUCACUCCAUUGUAGUAACUUCAAGCUUUAUAUAAAUGUUCUUGUUAAUAACUCUGAAAUGAUUUUCUGAUUUUAAACUAUUCCAGAUGGUUAAAAGUUAUGAAAGUUUGUUUUAAUCAACAAAUUAUUCUAAGGAUGCUAAAUUAAUGCCCAAGUGUACUAUGAGAUAGUUGGAAGUACACAGCUGUUCUCUGUCUGAAAGUGAAUCAUGUACUUUGUGUGAAGUAAAGUGAUAGAUAAUAACUGUAUGUCUGAAAUAGAUUUAGUAUUAAAGUAAACAUGUAGUUUUGACUUUAUGUUUGACCACUAUUCUGUUGAAUUCAGUGAUUUUCUUGUUUACUGGAAUAUACCUAAUGAAAUUUAUAUUCAUGUACUUACAAUAAAAUAACAGGUAUUAAAAAACAGGAUCAUUCUCUCUGUUGUACUUUUUUUUCUUAUUGCUGGUGAUACAGCUAGAUAUUUCUGCUGGUUUGCACAAAAAUUGCUUUGUAUUGAUUUUCUCAUCUGAAAGAGAAAGUCAAAAUGUUAAAGCAUGCUUAAAAGUAAGUGUAUUUUUUUUAUUCAUUAUUAUAAUUUGUUAUAAACUUAACUUGGGCAAAGUAAAUUUUACUAGCAUUGAAACUUCAAUAAACUGCACUUGCUUGAAGUUUAAAGAUGUAUAAACUUGUCUUUAUGCUGUGGUGCUCUCUGGUGUAAUUUUUAUUAUUAUUCAUAUGCAAUUUUUAUUUUUCACAUCAUAUGUUUUGAAGAUUAUGUGUAAAAGAAGAUUUAGGAAGUGGGUUAGGGAUCAUUUAGGAUAGAGUAAAAGAACUUCGCCCACCUAAUGUAGCUUGUAGAAGUUUUCAAACAACUUUGUUUAGAUUAUGAUCAUGAAGUUAGAAAUAGCAUCUUAUAUAUUAUGUUGGCUGUAAUAGAAUAGAAUAAACCAUUUGCAAAACUUUG